AUUGUGGCGGCGGUGGGCAUUUUAAAGAUGGCCGAGUGCCUGGCUGCACGCUUGGCCGCCCAGGAGGAGCAAAUUCGUCUCCUCAGCCGGGAAAUCUCCACUCUCCGCGAUGGACUGUGUCGAGGUCCGGGCGCCUGCGGCGCGGCAGCGCUCUCCCCGGAGCUGGAGAGCCUGAGGACCGACAACGAGAAGCUCCGCUACCGGCUGCUGCACCUCCGGCGGGGGCUGCAGGCGGAGCUGGAGCUGGAGCCGGCGGAGGCGCGGGGCACGGGGCACCGAGGGACGAACAAGUGUGGCAAGGCGCCGGGGAACAGCGCCGGCGGCAAAGAGCGGCAGACAAACAACCGAGCCGAUAACAAGGCAUCGGUGACCCCGCACAUCAAACCAGAUGAGACGAACAAGAAGGAAAAGAAACAGGAGAAGGUGAAAGGAGACGGCGGCACAAAAGAGCCGAAGCCCUUGCCCGGAUACGUCGCUGAGCGCCUCAGCCUGUAUGAGCAGCUGAAGAAGGAGAGUGAUGGUCUGCUGGCCAAGAGGGCGGCAGACAGUAAGCCCCUCACUGUGGAGCUGCCAGACGGACGGAAGGUGGCAGGCAAGGCUUGGGUCACCACACCAUACCAGUGUGCCUGCGAAAUCAGCCAGGGCCUGGCUGACAAUGCUGUGAUUUCUCGGGUGAACGGAGAGCUGUGGGACCUGGACAGACCUCUCGAGCAGGACUGCUCUCUUGAGAUAUUGCGCUUUGACAAUGAGGACGCUCAGGCCGUUUAUUGGCACUCCAGCGCUCACAUCUUGGGGGAGGCAAUGGAGCGCUUUUAUGGAGGCUGCUUAUGUUAUGGACCCCCGAUAGAAAAUGGCUUCUACUAUGACAUGUUCUUGGAUGAACAGAAGGGAGUGUCCAGCACUGAGUUUGGGGACCUGGAGACUCUGUGCAAGGCUGUGGUGAAGGAAAAGCAGCCCUUUGAGAGGCUCGAGAUCAGCAAGGAGACAUUGCUGAAGAUGUUUAAGUACAACAAAUUCAAGUGCCGCAUUCUGAAUGAGAAAGUCACCACCCCCACUACUACAGUCUACAGAUGCGGGCCCUUGAUCGACCUGUGCAGAGGUCCCCAUGUCAGACACACAGGCAAGAUCAAAGCCAUGAAGAUCUACAAGAACUCCUCCACCUACUGGGAAGGUCGCGCCGACAUGGAGACACUGCAGAGGAUCUAUGGGAUUUCUUUCCCAGACUCGAAGAUGCUGAAGGAGUGGGAACGUUUUCAGGAGGAGGCCAAAAACCGAGACCAUCGCAAGAUUGGCAAAGACCAGGAGCUGUUCUUCUUCCAUGAUCUCAGCCCUGGCAGCUGUUUCUUCAUGCCACGUGGAGCCUACAUCUACAACACGCUCACCGAGUUCAUCAGGGAUGAGUACUGGAGAAGAGGCUUUCAGGAAGUAGCCUCUCCCAACAUCUACAACAGUAAACUCUGGGAGACAUCUGGCCACUGGCAACACUACAGCGAAAACAUGUUCUCCUUCCCCGUUGAGGAUGACGUCUUUGCCCUCAAGCCAAUGAACUGCCCCGGGCACUGUCUGAUGUUCGGCCACAGGCCUCGCUCCUGGAGGGAGCUUCCUCUGAGGCUGGCAGACUUCGGGGUCCUCCACAGAAAUGAGCUGUCUGGAACUCUGACUGGGCUGACAAGAGUCCGCCGCUUCCAGCAGGAUGACGCUCACAUUUUCUGCACGAUGGACCAGAUUGAGUCGGAGAUGAAGGGCUGCCUGGACUUCCUCCGCUGUGUUUAUCAUGUGUUUGGCUUCUCCUUCCAACUUCACCUUUCCACACGUCCAGAGAAGUAUCUGGGUGACAUUUCUGUGUGGAACCAGGCUGAGAAGCAACUGGAGAACAGCCUGAAUGAGUUUGGGGAGCCAUGGAAACUAAACCCCGGAGACGGCGCUUUUUAUGGACCCAAGAUUGACAUUAAGAUCAAAGAUGCAAUUGGACGUUACCACCAGUGUGCAACCAUUCAGCUGGACUUCCAGCUGCCUAUCCGCUUCAACCUGACCUUUGUGGGGAAGGAUGGGGAUGACAAAGCUCGACCAGUUAUCAUCCAUCGUGCCAUCCUGGGCUCAGUGGAGAGGAUGAUUGCCAUUCUCACAGAGAACUACGCAGGGAAAUGGCCUCUGUGGGUUUCUCCACGUCAGGUGAUGUUAGUGCCUGUCAACCCCUCCUGCGAGGAUUACGCCAAGAAGGUGUGUAAGCAGUUCACAGAAGCUGGUUUCAUGGCAGAAGCUGACCUGGACUCUGGCUGUCUUCUAAACAAGAAAAUUCGAAAUGCACAGUUGGCCCAAUAUAAUUUCAUUCUUGUGGUCGGCGAGAAGGAGAAGAUGACUAACAAUGUCAAUGUGCGCACGAGGGACAACAAAGUCCAUGGAGAGCUGUCCGUGGCCGAGGUGCUGGCUCGCCUGACCCUGCUCAAACAGUCUCGCUGUCGAAACGCAGAAGAGGAGUUCUGAUGAGGACAAAAUACAUUUCAAUACCUCACUGUAUGAGCUACAGCCACAUGAACAGUACGAGGAGAAAUGAAGGCACGUGUAAAGGUGGUAUUGAGAAAGUGUAGUACAGAAAGUUUGUGAAUGUGAAUUUGUCAGUGGUCUGUAUUCUCAAAGGUCUGCUCAGUGGGGAAACACGAGAAAUAAAAAAUAUCUUGUGAA
Molecule: messenger RNA, 2682 nt
Organism: Scophthalmus maximus (turbot)
Lineage: Eukaryota; Metazoa; Chordata; Actinopteri; Pleuronectiformes; Scophthalmidae
Gene: tars3
Product: threonyl-tRNA synthetase 3
Exons: 19
Coding region: 28-2484 (818 amino acids)
Biological process (GO): threonyl-tRNA aminoacylation
Cellular component (GO): cytoplasm
Molecular function (GO): ATP binding; threonine-tRNA ligase activity
Source: RefSeq, a predicted model, not a curated record